AUGUGGUGCAACAAAAUCUUUCACAAAACUAAAAAAAGAAUCAAUUUAUGGUGUGGAUUAACAGUUGAAAAAGGAGGAGCAUUCGCAUUAUCGGGUACUUCACUCAAUUGUGAUUCGACGAUUGUUAUGAACAAAGGUUCUUUUCUUCGGCAUACGCAAGAUUACGGAGAUCUCGCUCCUCGAAUCGGAUACUCAUCUGGCUACGGUCCCUGGUCUUUAGCUGUCGGUGACUUUAAUAAUGAUUCGAGAUUGGAUAUUGUCGUUUCGAAUAAUGCUGACAAUACUAUUAGUGUUCUUCUCGCCCACACGAAUGGAUCUUUUGCACAACAAGUAACAUAUUCUACUGGUGCGGCACCACAAGGAUUGGCUGUUGGCGACUUUAAUGAUGACAGUAUACUCGAUAUCAUUGUCACUAACAACGCUGACAAUACUGUGGGUGUAUUUCUUGGACAUGGUGACGGAAGUUUUGCAAAUCAAACAACGUAUGCAACUGGUUCUGGACCAUGUUUCGUAGCACUGGGUGACUUUAACAAUGACAAAAAGCUUGAUGUCGUGAUUGUUAAUUAUUUUGGUAAUUCUGUAAGUGUAUUUCUCGGAUAUGGUAACGGUUCAUUUUUGAAUCAACAAACUUAUGGAACUAGUUUGGGUCCAUGGGCUCUAGUUAUUGCUGAUUUCAAUGAAGAUACAUAUUUGGAUAUUACCGUUGUCGAAUCUUGGAGCAACAGUAUAGGCAUAUAUUUCGGCUCGCCUGGUGGAUAUUUUGUAAGUCGAACAACGUAUAUCACGGGUGCUGGACCGCAGGCAGUAGACAUCGGUCAUUUCAAUAGUGACACUCAUCUGGAUCUUGUUGUUGUUAAUACGGGAGACGGUACUGUAAGUAUCUUUCUUGGAUACGGAAAUGGCUCUUUCACAAAUCAAAUGGUAUAUUCAACUGGUUCUGCACCCGUAGCUGUAGUUGUCGGUAAUUUCAACAAAGAUAUCUAUGCAGAUAUUGUGAUUGCUAAUCAUGGUGAUAACAGUGUCAGUUUACUUCUUGGUGAGAGUGACGGACUCUUUGGAAAUCAAACUGUGUAUUCAACUGGCUCUGGGCCAAACACUCUAGCUGCUGGCGAUGUUAAUAACGACAACUUAAUUGAUAUUGUGGUCGCUAAUCAAAACGAUCAAACGGUAAGCAUAUUACUUCAUUUUAUUGGAGGAGAUCUAACAAGUGAAAUUACGUAUGCAUCCGGUGGUGGUUCAUAUCUACGAUGCGUUGCUAUUGGGGAUUUUAAUAACGACGGGCAGCUAGAUCUUGCUGUAGCUAACUACGGUACAAACACUGUGGGUGUCCUUCUGGGAUUCGGUAAUGGUACAUUUGAGAAUCAAAUUGUUUUUACAACGGGCUCAGAUUCCCAUCCAUAUUCGAUCGCUGUUGACGACUUCAAUAAAGAUGGUCGAGUGGAUAUCGUUGUGGCCAAUUAUGGUACUAAAAACAUUGGAAUACUUCUGGGUGACGGUAACGGGCGGCUUGUCAGUCAGAAACCUUAUGGUAAUGAUAUGGAUUUUCCCCCUUUCGUUGUUAGUUCUGGUGACUUUGAUAAUGAUGGACAAGCAGAAGCUAUUGUCGCAUAUUAUGACACUGACAAUAUAGAUAUAUUUACUGUUUUUGACACAGGAGAUCUCGCUCCUCGAAUCGGAUACUCAUCUGGCUACGGUCCCUGGUCUUUAGCUGUCGGUGACUUUAAUAAUGAUUCGAGAUUGGAUAUUGUCGUUUCGAAUAAUGCUGACAAUACUAUUAGUGUUCUUCUCGCCCACACGAAUGGAUCUUUUGCACAACAAGUAACAUAUUCUACUGGUGCGGCACCACAAGGAUUGGCUGUUGGCGACUUUANAAGAAGGGACUUUUUCCAAAAUUUUAUUUUUGGAACAGAUAGAGCUCAUCGAGUUCUACUUGGAACAGGUGUUAGUUCGGUUGGAACACACACUGGAACGAAUCGGUUCAAGGAACUCUCGAAUCCUGCCCGAAGGUAUCCUACGUGA
Messenger RNA from Adineta ricciae, 2019 nucleotides. NCBI's taxonomy places the organism in Eukaryota, Metazoa, Rotifera, Eurotatoria, Adinetida, Adinetidae. The record is from the annotation of a GenBank genome assembly.